AUGCCUCGACUCCACCAAGCUUCGUGCCACCGUUCGGGUCUUCUUCAACGAUUCGACCUCCGCAUUGCCCCCGAGCCGCCCAACCAUGUGGGGCGUCCCCGCUUCACCGACGACGGCCCCCCCGGUGGCCACCCGGGUCCUCAGGACGACUACCACGGACGCCACCACCCCCGCAUCGACCGCUCUGAUGAGGAGGACGGGUCGGAGGACAGCCCCUCCCGCUCUCCCUCGCCGCUUCCCCCGCCUUCCUCCUCGACCCAGGGUGGGCGACAGGCCGGGCAGUCCCUCGCUGCGCUGCCAGAGGGGCUGCUCCCGCCCCCUUCGUUGCCCCCCACCGGGGAGACCGAGGCGAGCGAUACGUCCAGUGUGGGGCUCGUGGUCAUCCCGGCUACCUCUCUGCGUUCGCCGGCCGCCCAGCUUGUGUCUUCCUCCUCCGCCCGGCCGCCCGCAUCGCCUGUCAAGGACGCCCUCCCCGUCCAGCCGGCCAGGCCGCUCCCUGGUCUCCUCUGCGCCUCAGGUUCCUUGCCGACUCCUGCGGCCAUCGACGCGCUGACAUCGUCACCUCCGCCCGCGACUCCCUCGGCUCCCCCCGCCAAGGACCUGCCCCCGCCACCACCCGACCCGCAGGCCGUGACCCUGCUUCUUCAGGCACCGAGGGCUUGGGCCACCCUGGAGCGAGGUCGGACUAAAUUUUUUAGUAAACUUAGCAGUAGCGGGCAUUGUGAGAAGGCGCUACUGCUAUGA
Molecule: messenger RNA, 744 nt
Organism: Aegilops tauschii subsp. strangulata
Lineage: Eukaryota; Viridiplantae; Streptophyta; Magnoliopsida; Poales; Poaceae
Source: RefSeq, a predicted model, not a curated record